Lathyrus sativus (Indian pea) is the source of this 2028-nucleotide messenger RNA. The record is from the annotation of a GenBank genome assembly. Lineage: Eukaryota; Viridiplantae; Streptophyta; Magnoliopsida; Fabales; Fabaceae.
AUGUCUCCGGCGGGUGAACUGUGGUGGCUUUGCCGCUGCCUCGACGAGUCUCUCAGCCCCUACACAGAACCACGCGCGUUCGUUUCAACGAGCAAAGAGAACGAGAAGGAAAUUCUAAUCGCUUCUUCUCAGGUCGUUAGAAAAAUUCAGCUGCGAAUUCGUGAAUAUGAUUCUUCGAAUAAAGAGGAAUUGUUCAGUUCAGAGAAACAUUGUUCCGUUCAUCAAUGCCUACCGAAAAUUGUGACUAAAAUGGUGAAUUUGUUAGCUGUUAAAAAUGAAUUUGUUCAACACGUUGCGGUCAAGGCUCUUGUCUUAAUUUCAGAGUUUGUGUUCGCGACAGGGAACGAUUGGGAUGAAUUCGUUUGUUUGUUAUGCUGUUCCUUAGAAAUGGCUUUUACUAGAAUGCUCUCGUGUUCGUCUAAAAAUAAUAACUUUGAUUCUCCUGAUGUUGAUUUCAUGCUGCAACAUGGGCGGAUGAGUUGUGAUUGGUCUACUGUGGCUGGUAUCGUUGGAGUGCUUCGUGUUAUAUGUAAACAUUUGAAGGAAGAUUAUGAUGAUGAACUUGUCAAAGUGUACUAUGACUCUGUUAAUUCUUGUCUUUUGAAAAUGCCUUGGAAUUCGUUGGAUGAGUGUUGGAGUUGUGACAUUGUUAGCCCGAAGAAAAGCUUGUCAGCGAAUGAGCUGCAUCUUAGUAAUUUGGGUGCUAUGGAUCCUGGAAUCAGAUUUCUUGGCACUUUUCUCCAGUUACUAUGCACUUUGGUUGACCCGAAUGAUUCUGUGGAAACUGGUGGUGAUUCUGCCGACAAGCACCCACUAUUUGUCACAGUAAUGAAUCUUAUACCUAGACUUGUAAAGUGGUGUCUCCGCAAGCAAGAAGACAAUUCUGAGACUUGCAUCAUCCAUUACAUGAAACAUAAAUUGCUGAUUUUGAUGAUCAGGCUUGGGUCGCUCUCGUGUCUGGACUGUUCAGAAUCUUUUUCUAGGCUUGAAAUCCUUCAUAACUACUUUCAAGAGCUUCUGCUGCAACCUUUAACUCAAUUUCUGUCUGCUCAAGGUUGUCUUGAAGACUCUCCAUUUUUAUUGAGUUUGUCUGAUGGAGAAACAUAUGGUAUGUCUUCCAGCCAUCUACAAAGACAAGCUAUUUUCCUCUUACUGGAUUGUUCUAUCAGUUUGAUCAGUCAAAGAGGAUCAAAGGAAAACCACAGUGAUUGUUCGGCUUUAAUCUCAUAUUUUACCAAUGACCCAGAUCCAGAGUUUGAUCACUUUCGCAUAAACAAGGGAUCACUAGAGCUUUACAAGUGGAUUCAAGAACAUCUUCCAAGUGAGGUCUCUAUCAACAGUGAAAACUACUCAGAGAUAUGUAUGAACUUCAUGUCAUCUUUUCUCAAGCUAUAUCUUCAUGAGGAUGAUCUAUUGUUUGAUGUGCUAUUGCAAUUGCUGAGCAUAUCAUCUCGUCUCCAGCAACUGUCUGGAAGAAAAGAUGUUGCAUACCAGGAUGUAAAGAGAGAUUUUCAUUUUGAUCUGUCUGACAUUUUUAAUCCCGUGUACCUUUUCCAUCUGUUUCUUUCAGAGAUACAUUAUGAUCAUCAAGUGCUUCUUGACUAUCUCAUUUCAAAAGAUACUGGAAUAAGCUGUGUUAAAUAUCUUCUAAGAUGCAUGCAUUUGAUAUGCAACUCAUGGAAAUUAUUUGUGGAAUUUCCAUUAUCUGGAGAACUUUCAAAUCAAUCAUCUUGCAAGAGAAGAAAACUUUUAGGGGAUGAUCCACAGUUAGUUGCAGAUGAAACGCCUUCUUCAGUUGACAAUAAUGGAAGUAUUGAAUUGCAUAGCAAGAAUUUUAAGGAAGAUAGUGAAUAUGACUUCAAGCACCAUAACUUUGAACAAUUCAAGAAAGCUGCAGAAUGUUUACUAUCUUUAAACAAUUCCAUUGGAAAUCUUCAUCAAAAGAGCCUGUUUCCGUAUAAUCCUGAAGUGCUUCUGAGACGUCUAAGAAGAUUUCAAGAGUUAUUCGACAGACAGAAACUUGAGUAA